CUCGGUUCCGUUCCGCCUCGUUCACAAGCUGUGGAUGGCGGCUGCCAUGUUAGCGAUUCUUUGCCGAUAAAACCUUCGAUUCUUUUCAGGAAACAGCUCUCUUGCAGAUCUACAACCUGCAGAGGCCUUUGCCGGCUACUAGACAUCCUGUUCGAGCUGUAUAUAAGAAAUACCGUGGAUUUUACGGUGGUUUCAGUCGAAGUGAACGCUCGUACCAAGUGGAACGAGCACUGCAAGUCUAGGGGGUGGUCACUCAAUACCCUCAUCACAACCAACUAUGCCGGCAGUCAAAGGCGAGGGAAUGCGAGGCCUAGCGGUCUUUAUAUCUGACAUUCGCAACUGCAAGUCCAAAGAAGCAGAGAUAAAGCGAAUCAACAAGGAAUUGGCGAAUAUUAGAAACAAAUUCAAAGGGGAUAAACAGCUCGAUGGAUACCAGAAAAAGAAAUAUGUCUGUAAACUUCUUUUCAUAUUUCUGCUUGGUCAUGAUAUUGAUUUCGGUCAUAUGGAAGCCGUAAACCUACUGUCUUCAAACAAAUACACCGAGAAGCAAAUAGGAUACCUGUUCAUCUCCGUGCUCGUCAGUGCUAAUAGUGAGCUGAUCAAGCUCAUUGUCCAGAGCAUCAAGAAUGACCUCUCUAGCCGCAAUGCCAUCUUUGUCUGCCUGGCACUUCAGUGUAUUGCUAACAUUGGCAACCAGGAGAUGGUUGACCAGCUUGGGUCAGAGGUCCCGAAGCUCCUGGUCUCCCCCGACACAAGUGACAGUGUCAAGCAAUGUGCAGCCCUCUGUGUCUUGAAGCUGUUUCGUUUGAAUGAAAACCUUCUGCCCCCGGGGGAGUGGACGUCCAGGAUUGUCCAGUUACUCAAUGACAAGCACCUGGGUGUUGUUACAUCUGCGACAAGCUUGAUCCAGGGACUUGUUCAGAAAUCACCAGAUGAGUACAAAGGGUGUAUUCAGCUGGCCGUUUCUCGUCUAAGCAGGAUUGUGACCUCCUCAUACACUGACCUGCAAGACUACACCUACUAUUUUGUGCCGGCGCCAUGGCUGUGCAUCAAGCUGAUCAAGCUGCUUCAGAUGUACCCUCCACCAGAUGAUCCUGCAAUUUCAGCAAGACUACAUGAGUGUCUUGAUACGAUUCUUAACAAGGCACAGGAACCUCCCAAAUCCAAGAAAGUUCAGCACUCGAAUGCCAGGAAUGCUGUACUUUUUGAAGCCAUCAACCUUAUUAUUCACAUGGACAGCGAUCAAAGCCUGUUAAUAAGAGGAUGCAAUCAGCUUGGCCAAUUCUUGACCCACCGUGAAACCAACCUGAGGUACCUGGCACUUGAAGGACUGUGUUUAAUGUCGAACAGUGAGUUCUCAGUUGAUGCCGUCAGAAAACAUCAGGAAACUGUCAUGGGCGCCCUCAAGACUGAAAGAGAUGUUAGUGUUCGUCAACGUGCUGUCGACCUGUUGUAUGCGAUGUGCGAUAAAAACAAUGCAGAAGAGAUAGUGUCCGAAAUGCUUGAGUACCUUGAGACAGCCGACUACUCCAUCAAAGAGGAGAUGGUGCUGAAGGUUGCUAUACUUUCUGAGAAAUAUGCGACAGACUACUCUUGGUAUGUGGACACCAUCCUAACCCUGAUCAGAAUUGCUGGAGAUUACGUCAGUGAAGAGGUCUGGUAUCGUGUGAUCCAAAUAGUCAUUAACAGGGAUGACAUCCAGGGAUAUGCUGCAAAAACUGUGUUUGAAGCUCUCCAGCACCCGGCCUGUCACGAGAACAUGGUCAAGGUUGGCGGUUACAUCCUUGGCGAGUUUGGUAACCUGAUCGCUGGUGAUCCUCGCUCAAGUCCUAUGGUACAGUUCCAGCUGUUGCACAGCAAGUUUCCCCUUUGUGCUUCCUCAACACGUGGUCUACUGCUCUCCACGUACAUCAAGUUUAUCAACUUAUUCCCUGAGAUCAAGCCAUAUAUCCAGGAGAUACUGAGAAGUGAUUCUAAUUUGAGGAACUCUGAUGCUGAGAUACAGCAGAGAGCCCUAGAGUACCUGAAACUCAGCACGGUAGCCUCCCCUGAUGUACUGGCCACAGUGUUGGAAGAAAUGCCGCCGUUCCCUGAGAGAGAGUCAUCUAUACUUGCCAAAUUGAAAAAGAAGAAACCAAAUGCUGUCAAGGAGAGGGAUGAAAAGCCAACUGACAGUAGUGAUAAACCUACCACUAAUGGCCAAGUAUCAAAUGCAGCCCCCCAGGUCAAGGUGAAUGCUCAGCCGACUCCAAGUCCUGCUAUGCAGGCAGAUUUGAUUGGUGGUAUUGGGUCCUCGGCCCCUACCCCUGCCGGAGGUGCAGGUCUUUUGGUGGACGUGUUUGAGACGCCUUCUCCUGUUAGCACUGGUGCCUUGACCAUGACUCAAGGUGCUGAGGAAAUGCUACAAAAGUUUGUCAUAAAGAAUACUGGCGUUUUGUAUGAAAGUGACAUUAUUCAAAUUGGUGUGAAGUCUGAAUUCAAAGAAGUUGAAGGUCGUGUUGGGCUGUUCUUUGGCAACAAAACCUCAUCACAAUUUGUUAACUUCACGGCAACGAUACAGAUGCCAGACGACUUGGGGGAACGUCUCAAGGCCGAGUCCAGCCAAGUCACGCCCGUUAUUGAAGGCGGGGCCCAAGUCCAGCAGCUUAUCACUGUGAAGUGUGUCAAGGAUUUCUAUCAAUGUCCAUUUAUAGUUAUUCAGUUUAGUGUUAAUGGUAUUUCUCAACAAUUCGUGCUCAAAGUGCCCAUCUUCCUAGCCAAGUUCUUUACAUCUGUAGAAAUGAAUUCUCAAGAUUUCUUCACGCGGUGGAAAGGACUGAGCAGUCCUCAGCAAGAAUGUCAGAAGAUAUUCCAAGCUAAAUACCCAAUGGAAAGUGGAACUAUCGCAACAAAGUUGUCUGGAUUCGGUCUCGCAAUACAAAAUGGCGUCGACCCGAACCCGGAGAACUUUGUUUGUGCGGGAAUUAUCAAGAUGAAGGUCGCAGGCCAAGUGGGCUGCUUGCUGCGCUUGGAGCCGAACAGACAGGCAAAGAUGUACCGACUGACGUUACGAUCGUCGAGGCCCGAGGUCGCCACGCAUCUGUGUGAGCUGCUUGCCGAAGUGUUCUAGUAUCGACCUAGCGUAUCAUGAAUAGCCUGAUGGGAAAUAUGAAUGCAAUGAGCCAAUCAGAAUCCAGAUCUGAAUUGAUUGGCAGCGAGCCCUGUUGCUUGUUGGGGUAGGGUGGGGUCACUCGUAUAGGUGGCAGUAAAAAUUAUCUUUUAUGCGCAUAUUUCAUUUUUGUUGUUGUUGUUGUUUUGUAUAACACCGUAGAUGGUUGUAUCGGGUGACAUGAACUACUUGAGUAGCAUGUCAGUCUCCGAUGAACUAUUCAAUGUUGGAGACAUAAUUAAGCCAAAUACCGCAACAGAACAUUCUCAGACUGUCUUAUUGCUGCGAUUGUUUAAAAAUGGCUUCAAAGAUAGCCCCGCUCAAUAGGUUUUAGUCAAAUCUUUUAUAACAUGCGACCUCUUGUUAGGCGAGAGAAGUGUAGCCGUAGCGCUUGUCGAGUACGUGUCAUUUACGCGCAUUGACCACCACUCACGUCUUUCGCAUUUGGCUCUCGCGUGUCGUAUCCGCGCGUGUCGUGUCCGCAUGGGUCGUGUCCACGACUCAUGCACAGGUCUCGCGCAACGAUCUCGCAAUUCAGAUUUGCGUUAGAGAUUUCAUUCUAAUUCUACUUAGUUUUAUUAUAAUAGAUGGUUUAUGACGCGUAUAGUGUACACAUCUUCUAUUUGUAGUGGUGAUAUUUUAGUCUAAAAGAAAGCAAAGUAUAGCUAAAAGAAGCAGACAAAUACCCUUGUAAAAUAUCGAAUGUUUUCCUACGAUAAAUGAGAAGUAGAUAAAAGACUCCAUGAA
Nematostella vectensis (starlet sea anemone) is the source of this 3895-nucleotide messenger RNA. Its product is annotated as AP-2 complex subunit alpha-2. Gene Ontology annotation, cellular component: AP-2 adaptor complex; membrane coat. Gene Ontology annotation, biological process: intracellular protein transport; clathrin-dependent endocytosis. Gene Ontology annotation, molecular function: clathrin-cargo adaptor activity. The record is from RefSeq and is a predicted model, not a curated record. NCBI's taxonomy places the organism in Eukaryota, Metazoa, Cnidaria, Anthozoa, Actiniaria, Edwardsiidae. The transcript is spliced from 24 exons. Bases 278 to 3109 code for a protein of 943 amino acids.